AAGUUCUUAAUUAAAAAAUCUGAUUUAAAAAUAUAUUAAUUAUAAAAAUAGAGUAAAGAACUACUUGAAAUAGCAUAUUAGAAAUUUAUUCAAAAAUUAUUAAUAGUUAGACUAAGACUUAAGUAGUAGUUAUCUCAUAACCAUAAUAUUAAAAAUAGAAUUAAAGGAAACCUUUUCUAAAGUUUAUAAGAUUAAGGAAUAUUAAUUAUUAAGUGUGUACAUCAAAGCAACAUGAAGAUUUCUCUUUUAAAUUAUGUCUUAAUAGCUAUGAUAGCCUUGCAAAGUAUUGUUUAUUGUAGCACUGAUGACUAAAGUCGCUUAUCAAAACUAUAAAUUAAAUUUGGAUCUCCUACUACAAUAACUUUCUUGUAUUAAUAGACUUUUAGGACAGAAUUUUAGGAAAACACUUAUAAGGAGAACAUUACUCCUUCUUUUUGCAGUAUCAAAUAAUCAAGCUUUACAGCUAGCGAAGCUCAAUAAAUUAAUAUUUCUGACUUGUGUUAUACUAAUUGCCUUUUUUAAGCAUAAGAUUAUUAUGCUUAUAUAGUGAAUGAGAAAAGUUAAUUUAUAGUUUUCUAAAUGUAGGAAGAAGGCACAAACUAAAAUUACAAAAUACCUUACUUCUCGCGUAAAUUGAUAACCAGAAACUAAAUUGAUGAAGAUCUACAAAAAUUACAAAAUCUAUCUAAAGCUAAGCUUAUUCUUAAUCAAAACAAUACUCUAAAACAAGCUAGUCUAAUCACUUAGUACAAAUUUUAUUGGUAUUAAAGUGGAACCAUUCAAACCUCAUAAUUUAAUUUUUCAAGCUUUGACGAUUAAAGUUUGUCAAAAAUAAUUAUUUAGGAUUAAUAUCUAAUAAUUCCAGAUGACUCAACUGGUAUACAAAUUUACAGCUAUUCUAGCAUCUCUCCUUCAAAUAAUUAUUCUCUUUAACCGCAUUUGAAUAUUACCAUUUCUUAGUUUUUUAAGUUAUAAGAAUGGUAGAGAAUCUAAGAUAUGAUAAAUAAGUAAGAUAAUAAUAGUAACAUAGAUCCAAACAAUGGAUAGACAAGUAAUGGGCAAGAUAUUUUUGAGUUUAAUUUUAGUAUUAAAUCUUUAUAAGUUAAACUCGUUUAAACUUAAACUAUAAACAUAUUUGCUUAUGAAUAGUUUAGUAAAGCUAUAUGCAUAUUUUCUGUGGACUUGCUAAAUAAGUCUGCCUUGCUUAUUUAAAAAGUACCUACUGCAGGAAAAAUAUCUAACUUUCUGAUAAAUAAUAACUUUUUAUAUGCAAAUCAAGCUAUUUCAAAAGGGAUCAGGGAUAACUUUUCUCUUGUUGAAUUUUAGUAAAUUACAUCCUAGGGCAAUUAUAUCCCACGUCAAACUUAUCCUAUGACUUCAAAUAUCUCUAAAAUUUUAGUAAGUGAAACACUAAGCUACUCUUUAUAAGAAAAUAUAAUAAGCAUAGUUCGCAGAUAGGUUCCAUUUAAAUUAAACUCUGAAGAAGAAACUAAACAAUAGAUAUCUAUCUAGUAUAGUGAAGGAGCUGAUGAUUUUUGGAAUUUCCCAGCUAAAUUUACAUAGAAUCAAUCUAGUCCUGUUAGAGGUAGCGGUUCUAGCUAAGAUACAAUAAAUGAGUCUACAAAAUACUUGGAUUAAGAUUCUGAUGAUUCAAGUGGCUCUUAUUUUUCCCCACGUUUAUCUCUAUAAGACAAUGAUAGUUUACUAAAUCCUGUAGAUUCUAUACUAGUUAAAAACUAAGAUUCUCUUUCGAUAAUUAUAAUAUAAGAAAAACUAUCUCAUCUCAUCUGCUAGCCAGAAGAUGAAAAAGUUUUAAAUAAAGAAUAUACAUUUUUUAUGUCUCUAGAAGUAUUUAGUUCCAAAGAUAGUUCAGGAAACAUCCAACUCUAAACCUAUUCUGAAGGUCUUGACAUCACAAUCUUCAGGGACAUAUUUUAAAACAGCACUGUAGCAUUAGUAGUUGGACUUUCAGUAGGGCUUACUUUGUCAUUAAUUGUAGUGAUAAUUUUCUGCAUAUAUUUCUAUAGAAUGAAAAACCACUACCAAUUACUACUUUAAGAUAACUCAAAAGACUUAUCUAAGGAAGUAGCCAGUAGUUCAAUUAAUACAAGCAGUAACAAUAGUAGUAAUGAGUCAUAUCCCUCCUCUGUAAAUAUGCAAUCUAAUUAAACUGAAGAACAAUAAAAUAAUUAAGCAAAUAUAUUCAAAAGUAAUAAGAACAAUUUCUAAAAAAAUAAUUCAAAAAAAUAUAAUAACAAUAAUUAGCAAAUAUAAUUACCUGUGCUAGAUGAUAAUAACAUUAUCUUCAAUGCUCAAAAUGCAAAUAGUAAUGAUGGCAACUAUCAUUUUUAAAGCGAUCAACAUGCAAAUGAAUUUUAUAUUAAUAGCUACCAAAUUUAGAAUUAAAAUUAAAAGUAUAUUAUCCCAAAUAAUACCUAAAUGUAAGAUUUGCCAAACUAAGAAUUUACAGGAAUAAGAAACCCUGAAUAAGAUAUAAGUUAAAAAUUUCCAUCUUGUGAAUUAGACUGUAGCAGCAGUAGUGGCAAUAAUGAUAUUAAAAAUGUUGAAAAUGAUAAUACUAAUGGGAAUCAUAGUAAAAGCAGUGAUAAAAUUAAAAAUAUAUAGAAAAGCUAAAAUAUAAAAGCUCCUAAUUCCUAAUAAAUUGUUGAAGAUGAAUUGAAUUCAAAUAAUAGCAAUAAAUCUGAGCAUGUUUCUUUUAGGAAUAAUAGUAUUGAAGAAUAAGAAAGUUAGAAUAAUUCUAACUCUGAUAAAUCUUCAAAAGGACCAUGUGCAUAGUCGUAAAUAUCAAAAGAAAUGAUAGGCUAUGAUAUAGUUAGUUUUAAAUCACAAACAUCAGACUAGCUUAGGCAAAGUUAAACGAUUUAUAAUUCCCCUUUGAAGCCAAACAACUUAGAAAACGAUAAUAGCAUUGAAUUUAAAUUAAAGUAAAAUUAAAUAUAAUUUGCUGAAAAAAGAGACUGA
Tetrahymena thermophila SB210 is the source of this 2982-nucleotide messenger RNA. RefSeq names its product transmembrane protein, putative. Lineage: Eukaryota; Ciliophora; Oligohymenophorea; Hymenostomatida; Tetrahymenidae. The transcript is spliced from 2 exons. The record is from RefSeq and is a predicted model, not a curated record.